UUCUAGCAGAAAAAAGAGAAGGCGGGCGGCAAGAACAUAUAAAUUCACAUCUCAGAAAGCAGAGAGUGGAAAAUGACCGCAAUCUCACACCCCCUCCUGCGCUCAAACUGCAACAUCUCUUGUACUCGUUUCACCUCCACCCUCUCCUCACUCUUCACCACUAACCCAAAACCCCAUCACCACCAAAACCAGACCAAACCCAUCAUCAUCCCUUGUACUCAAACCCUCAAAGACUCCCUCCUCUCCCUCAUCAAAUCAUGCACCCACAAAUCCCAUUUGCUCCAAAUCCACGCCCACAUUCUCCAAACCUCUCUCAUUCUCGACUCCUCAAUCUGCUUCCACUUCUUGUCCCUCGUUUCGCUUUCCCCACCUUUCCAAAACUUGACCUAUUCCCGCCAAUUCUUGUUUCAGAUUCCCAAACCCAAAGCCAUUCACUACAACACUGUGAUAAGAGCUUACUCAGUGAGUGAUUCACCCCAGGAGGGGAUUCAUCUUUACCUUGAUUUGAGGCGGCGAGGUCUCCGUAGCAACGCUCUCUCCUCCUCUUUCGUAAUCAAGUGUUGUGUUAGAGUCAAGUACUUAUUAGGUGGAAUUCAGGUUCAGGCCAGGAUUGUGAGAGAUGGGCAGCAAUCAGACAGUCGUUUACUCACGACUUUGAUGGACCUGUACUCGAUUUGUGGCGAGUACGAUGAUGCAUGUAAGGUGUUCGACGAAAUUCUUCACAGAGACACUGUUGCCUGGAAUGUGUUGAUUUCUUGUUUUCUGCAUAACAGCCGCAGCACGGAUGCUUUGGGUUUGUUUGACAUUAUGCGGAGCGAAUGUUACGGAUGUGAGCCUGAUGAUGUUACUUGUUUACUUAUGCUCCAAGCUUGCGCAAACUUGAAUGCGUUGGAGUUUGGCGAAAGGGUUCACAGGUACAUUGAAGAACAUGGUUAUAUCGGUGCUUCUAAUCUCUGCAAUGCUCUUAUAACUAUGUAUUCGCGGUGUGGGUGUUUGGAUCAGGCUUAUGAGGUGUUUAAGGGGAUGCGGGGUAGAAAUGUGGUUUCAUGGAGUGCAAUCAUUUCUGGGCUUGCUGUGAAUGGGCAUGACAGAGACGCUGUUGAAGCGUUUUGUGAGAUGCAGAGAAUGGGGGUUUUACCUGAUGAGCAGACUUUUACUGGUGUUCUUUCGGCUUGCAGUCAUUGUGGGUUGGUUGAUGAAGCAAUGGAUAUUUUUGAUCGCAUGAGCAAAGAGUUUGGAGUAGUGCCUAACGUCCAUCACUAUGGGUGCUUGGUUGAUCUUUUGGGUCGGGCUGGUCGACUUGAUCAAGCAUAUCAGCUUAUAAUGUCGAUGGAUAUGAAACCAGAUUCGAAGAUAUGGAGAACCUUACUUGGGGCUUGCAAGAUUCAUAACUAUGAAACCCUUGGGGAACGUGUGGUGGAUCAUUUGAUCGAACUCAAGGCUCUUGAGGCAGGGGACUAUGUUCUGUUGAUGAAUAUUUACUCUUCAGCUGAAAACUGGGAGAAAUUAGCUGAAUUGAGGAAGUUUAUGAAGGAAAAAGCAAUUCAAACUACACCAGGCUGCAGCACAAUUAUACUGAAUGGAACAGUCCAUGAGUUUUUGGUGGAUGAUGUUUCGCAUCCAAGGAAGGACGAAAUCUACAGAAUGCUGGAUGAGAUCAAUAGUCAGCUGAAGAUUGCUGGUUAUGUUGCUGAUGUAUCAUCAGAACUGCACAAGUUGGGGACAGAAGAGAAGGGAUAUGCACUCUCUUAUCACAGCGAGAAAUUAGCUAUUGCUUUUGGAGUGCUGGCAACUCCACCCGGCACGACAAUUAGACUGGCCAAGAAUCUUCGCACUUGUGUUGAUUGCCACAACUUUGGGAGGAUUCUCUCAGGGGUUUAUAACAGGACGAUAAUUGUUAGAGACCGCAGCCGGUUUCAUCAUUUUCGGGAGGGACGCUGCUCGUGCAAUGGCUAUUGGUAGGAACAUUCAAGAACUACGGCAUGUGAGCAUCAGGGAACAUGUUCUGCAAAUGAAAUGGCUGGGUGGGAAGCAACAGAGUUUUAUAGAUGGUAGUGAAAAGCUACUGAUAAGUGACAGUGAUUCAGAAUUUCAGAUUAUUUUUGGAGGACAAAAUGCGGAACUCGAUCACGCUAAAUUCUCUACUCUACAGCUUUAACUCCCUUAUGAACAGUGUAAUCCUGAGAAACAGUGUAGUGCCGAUUUUGCCUCCGACAGCACUGCUCAUCUAUGGUGUGGCUUUCCUUCUUUGCUUCACGGAAAGAGGCGGUCUCCGUGCUAGGAUUUAAUUACUAUAGAAAAGGAUCAAAGGGUAAAUAUUUAGCUCGUGAAAACUAUUCAGCCCUUUGUUGACUGGUUAACCUAGCUAGCUAGCUUCAAAAGGAAAUUUGGAGAUGGUGAGGUGCAACAGAUUGAGGAGGCAGUACUACAACCGCAACGAAAUCCCGAGGAUCGCUACCCAUCGAUAUUGUGGUGUACAUCCUUUUGAGACUGCCGGUAGAGUCACUGGGUUGCAUCCGAUGUGUGUCCAAGACCUUGUUAAACACAGUUGACAGCCCCUCUUUCGUUAGGCAGCACACACUUUCACUCAUUGCUGGCAACAGCCAUGUUGUUCGAGUACCUCAACUUAUGUGCUUUGCUCAAACAAGUCCUCCCGGGGGAGAAGUGUAUUUUGCGACUUUGCAAUGACUGAGAUAUGAUGGCGGCACCGCCUUGACAAAAGGCGAAUACGCAUUUACUCAUUCGACGAGAAGCCCUAUAUGGACAAGCUACCAAAUAAAUUUUGUUUUCUAAAACUUGUUUUGCAUCGCCCUGGAGAAUUAUUGAUCAAUCCUCUUCUUAGAGAAGUUCUAAGUCUCCCAACCAAUAUUAACAUCGAACAACUUACAAAAUAUGGUCCAAAUUCUGAAGUACACAUUACUUGGUAUGGUAUGGGAUUUGAUAAUAUAACCAACACCUACAAAAUUGUUCGUGUUUCCAGGAUUCUCAGUAAGGAAUUACCUGAACCUUAUAGAACCCUCGGCAUGUUUGCGCAUAUUCUUGUAUUGGGCACGAACUCAUGGAGAGAAAUACUAUCUGUUCCUCCCUGUGGUUUAAAUUGCGCGUUUAAUCUUUGUGCAUACGGAGAUAUGCACUGGCUGAAGAAAAACAGAGUAAGAGAC
Molecule: messenger RNA, 3161 nt
Organism: Rosa rugosa (rugosa rose)
Lineage: Eukaryota; Viridiplantae; Streptophyta; Magnoliopsida; Rosales; Rosaceae
Product: pentatricopeptide repeat-containing protein At3g47530
Exons: 2
Coding region: 73-1962 (629 amino acids)
Biological process (GO): RNA modification
Molecular function (GO): protein binding; RNA binding; zinc ion binding
Source: RefSeq, a predicted model, not a curated record